This is a messenger RNA of Colossoma macropomum (tambaqui), 1357 nucleotides long. It is a transcript of the gene hoxb1a, whose product is annotated as homeobox B1a. The record is from RefSeq and is a predicted model, not a curated record. Gene Ontology annotation, biological process: regulation of transcription by RNA polymerase II. The transcript is spliced from 2 exons. Gene Ontology annotation, molecular function: DNA-binding transcription factor activity, RNA polymerase II-specific; RNA polymerase II cis-regulatory region sequence-specific DNA binding. Gene Ontology annotation, cellular component: nucleus. NCBI's taxonomy places the organism in Eukaryota, Metazoa, Chordata, Actinopteri, Characiformes, Serrasalmidae. Bases 313 to 1257 code for a protein of 314 amino acids.
UUUCACGCGGGGUUUGACAUAUUCGUGCUGUUAUCAGAUUGAUGGGCCAGUUUGAUUGAAGUGCCUUUGUCAUGCAAAUGUCAAGCGCGUGAUGGAUGGUCGCCGUGCGCUGACAAACUUCUGGAGGUCCCCUCACCAUUGGCGCCGUGACGGCUCACGUGACCAGCAGCUGAGGUAAAGAUGUGUUAUAGGGAAGCACGGGCAAAUACACUGGAGGUAAGCGUUCCCCCUUUCCCCUCAUGAAACACUGCUGCGAGGUCGCAGGAUAGGCAAUCCCAAACUCCCAGGUUCCCCCUUCGCCAUCAGCUGCGCAUGGACAAUUCCAGAAUGAACUCUUUUUUGGAGUACACGAUUUGUAACCGGGGGACCAACAGCUACUCGUCCAAGUCAGGAUACCAUCACUUGGAUCAGGCUUUCUCGGGCCCCUACCAGUCCGCUCAAGCAAGUGACAGCUAUAACACUGAUGGACGACUUUACGUAGGGGGAAGUGCGUCGCCGGCCAUGGCACAACAUCAGCACCAUGGCGGAGGCUACGCGCAUCACCAGCACCAAACUCCACACAACGGCAUGGGCCUGUCUUAUGGUGGCACAGGAACCACAGGCUAUGGAGCGCAGGCCUCUGCCAACCAGGACUAUAGUCAUCACCAGUACGUCAUGAACCAUGACCAGGAUGGGAUGUAUUAUCAGUCUACAGGCUUUAUUGCUCCAAACGUGGGGCCUAAUUAUGGGUCCCUGGCUGGUGCGUACUGCGGGACGCAGGGUGCAGUUCCAGCGGCGCCAUAUCAAUAUCACGGCCUCGAGGGCCAAGACCACCAACGACUCUAUAACCAGGGCACAUACGCCGACCUAUCAUCCUGCCAAGAAAAAGAGAGAGACUCGGAUCAAAUACCAGGGAAGACCUUCGACUGGAUGAAAGUCAAAAGGAACCCUCCUAAAACUGCAAAAGUGGCCGAGUUUGGACUGGGCCCCCAAAACACAAUCCGGACGAACUUCACCACGAAGCAGCUCACCGAGCUCGAGAAGGAAUUCCACUUCAGCAAAUAUCUCACGCGUGCGCGGCGCGUUGAAAUCGCCGCCACGCUCGAGCUGAACGAGACCCAAGUGAAGAUUUGGUUCCAGAACCGGCGAAUGAAGCAGAAGAAGCGCGAAAAGGAGGGCCUCGCCCCAGCCUCGUCCACCGCGUCUAAAGACUUCGAAGAGAACUCGGACCAUUCCACAUCCACAUCUCCAGGCGCGUCCCCAAGUCCUGAGGCUUAACGCAUGAAAAAGGCAGAACUUAAUGCACUAAAUCAACUGACGAGCUAUAAAUUACAAAAUCAUGUCUUCUAAACAUUCCAAACUGUGCCCAGAACUUCGU